Molecule: messenger RNA, 494 nt
Organism: Xiphias gladius (swordfish)
Lineage: Eukaryota; Metazoa; Chordata; Actinopteri; Istiophoriformes; Xiphiidae
Product: perforin-1-like
Exons: 1
Coding region: 1-399 (132 amino acids)
Source: RefSeq, a predicted model, not a curated record
AUGGCUUCCAGUCUUCCCCUUCUUCUGUGGCUUCUGUGUAGUCUGACUGUGGCUGAAGCCCAGAUUAAGCUGUUUAACCUGUCGGCCAGCGAUCUUCCCUCCAACAUCCUGGGAAUCACAGACGGCUAUGUCAAGGUGUUCUGUGGCUCUGCCCCUCUAGGUGAAACAUCUGUUCGCAACAACAACCCAAACCCCUGGUGGGAGGAGGAGUUCAUCUACUUCAAGGCCCAGGAGAAUGACAUACUGAGGCUUGAGGUGUAUGACAGCGACCUCUUCUUUGAUGACCUGCUGGGAGUUUGCCAACGUCAGAUCAAACAGGGAACCCAUGAGCACGACUGCUUCCUGGAGAAAGGCGGCACUCUCCAUUACACCUAUACCCUUGGUAGCAAAAGUAAUUAGGUUUGUAUAGAUGUAUGAGACCUUUGGCCGUUGCAGUCAUCCUGUAUUUACCACAGCAUGACUACAUCUUGAUGUCUGAUUGUAAUAGGCUAGUC